This is a messenger RNA of Trypanosoma brucei brucei TREU927, 900 nucleotides long. RefSeq lists its product as hypothetical. The transcript has a single exon. The record is from RefSeq and is a predicted model, not a curated record. Bases 1 to 900 code for a protein of 299 amino acids. NCBI's taxonomy places the organism in Eukaryota, Euglenozoa, Kinetoplastea, Trypanosomatida, Trypanosomatidae.
AUGCGCAGUGCUUAUUGUAGGAAGCCCUCAAGUGGCUUUAUGGCUCAUUCAAAUGUUGUAGUGGCUUUACUUUCGCUUGUGGCGCUGCAUUUCGUGCCCUACUACAUCCAGGGCACUGUUAGUGCCGACAGUGGAUCUAAUACCACUGUGGGAUUCCGUUGUAUGAGGCCUUUUGCUUCGCUCCCACGCUUUUCUUCAACUUCCAUGGACGCAGCGGAAAAUUGUAAGUUUAAACGAUAUAACGUACUCAAUGCUUCCGCUGUUGUGAAAUGUGAGUCCACUGGAAACGCUACGGGGAAGGCUGAACCAACUGCUGUCACUUCGACUUGCAGUGUGACGAUUCAUGCCGCAUUCCGUACGAUGGGUGGCGGUAAAGAUGACAAUGCAGACGCGGCGGACGUAUACAGGUAUUCUCUGCAGCUUCGUGCAAUUAAUAACAGUGUGGUGCACUACAAGGGCUUCGACCAGAAUGGUUAUGGCUUGUGCUGCAGUUUCAUUGAAGGGGCGAAAUGCACGUGGGAGGAGCGGGAGACCUCUGGAGUACAGGAGGCUAAACAAGAAGUUAAUGCCACGACCUCACAGGCACCCACAGUUAAGGAACCUGCGGUUGUGUCAUGCCCACUUCAUCAUGGGGAAGAGGAGCAUAUCGCCUUUCGCGGUAGCACCGUCAAGCCGCUUCACCGCCUUGUAGUGGGAAAUUGGGAGGCACGGCUGGAGUUUUGGCGGGGUGGGCCCUCCAACCGCGAGGUACUUGGCCGUUUGUUAGUGCCAUUUCGACUGACGGAUGAGAAUAUUGCGCAGGGAAACAAUAACACGAUUACGGAGCGGUCCGACCAUACAACCGCUGUUGUUGUUGUUGCUGAGCAGGGCCAACUGACGGGAAGCCGUGGGGACCUUUGA